Molecule: messenger RNA, 2268 nt
Organism: Peromyscus leucopus (white-footed mouse)
Lineage: Eukaryota; Metazoa; Chordata; Mammalia; Rodentia; Cricetidae
Product: zinc finger protein 54-like
Exons: 5
Coding region: 406-2055 (549 amino acids)
Biological process (GO): regulation of transcription by RNA polymerase II
Molecular function (GO): RNA polymerase II cis-regulatory region sequence-specific DNA binding; DNA-binding transcription factor activity
Source: RefSeq, a predicted model, not a curated record
CGGAAGCUGGGACACAAAGUGAACGCGGGUAAGUCGGAGAGUAACCGAGAUCAGCAGUGCAGAGUGCCCAUUCCCUGUCGUUGCUCCGGGUCCUGCAGGGUGGGGAACCGCGUGGUGCAGACCUGGGUGCGGAGGACACGGCUGGGAGUCGGGGGGACGGAAAUCUCCCCGGAGCCGCAGUCGCCGCGCGGGGCGGCCUGGGAAAGUCACCAGUCAGCAGCGCAGUGGCGGGAACCGCAGCCCGGCGGCCCUGGAACCUCCCAGGGCUAACCGACCAUCCAUACCUGCUCACCUGUGCUGCAGAACAAAGGGUCUGGAAGGAGAGAGAAGACAGUGGCUCAGGAUCCAGGAAAGUGACCACUAUUCAUUGUUCCUGAAAGAGAAACUCAAAGAAGAGAAACAUAAAUGGCUGAUUCUCCAGUAAACAUGUCGCAGGGUCUGUUGACAUUCAGGGAUGUAGCUGUGGACUUCCCCCAGGAGGAGUGGGAAUGCCUGGACUCUGCUCAGAGGGCUUUGUACAUUGAUGUGAUGUUGGAGAAUUACAACAACCUGGUCUUUGUGGAGAACUAUUGCAAAUGUGAUCCUGACCAUCCACAUCUGAAGACGGAAAAGGAGUCUCGUCAGUGUAAUGAGCUUGUCAAAGUGCUUCAUGACCUCUCUGCACUUUAUAAAAAAUGUGAAACUACAGCAAACUCUAAUAACUACACAUGUAGUAACAGCAGGGAUGCCUCUACUGACUCAUUAAGCCUAGAUAGACAUGAAAACAUGCACACUGAAGAAGAACCUUGCAAAUCUAAAGACGAUGAGAAAUCCUUAAAUUUAUGUUCCAUUAUUACUCAAGAUCAGAGACAGUACACUGUAAAGAAGGAGCACAGGCAGGAAGAAUAUGAUGAUUAUUUCACCUUUGCAUAUAGUCUUUUGCAACAAGCAAUUCAAGAGACACCAUACCAAUGUGGGAAAUGCAGGAAAUGCUUCAGGACUCCCUCAUACCUCACUGAACAUGAGAGAAUUCAUACUGGAAUUAAACCCUACAAGUGUAAUGUUUUUGAAACAUCCUUUACCCAGCUUUCAAGUCUUAAUAUACAUCAAAGACUCCAUACUGGGGAGAAACCUUACAAAUGCAAAGAAUGUAGAAAGUCAUUUCAUCAGUUGUCAGUAUUUCAAAGCCAUCAGAAAUUGCAUAAUGGAGAGAAACCUUACAAAUAUAAGAAAUGUAAUAAAUCCCUUGCUCAGUCUUCCACUCUCAAGAAACAUCAGAAAAUGCAGAUUGCUGGGAGACAUUAUAUUUGUCAAGAAUGUGGCAAAAUCUCUCAUAGUUCUUCACACUUCAAAGAUCAUUCCAGAGUCCAUACUGGAGAGAAGCCUUUCAAAUGCAAUGAGUGUGACAGAUCCUUUCCCCACUAUUCAUCAUUGAGUAGGCAUAGGAAAACUCAUUAUCCAGAGCAAUUAGACAAAUGUAAAGAAUGUGGUAAGUCCUUUCUUGAAUUAUCACAUCUUAAAACUCAUUACAGAAUCCAUACUGGUGAAAAGCCUUUCAAAUGUAAGGUAUGUGACAAAUCCUUUACCCACCACACAACCCUUAAAAAACACCAGAAUGUUCACACUGGGGAGAAGCCUUACAAAUGUAAGGAAUGUGACAAGUCUUAUACUAGAUUCUCAUCUCUUAGAGCACAUCAGAAAAUUCAUACUGGGGAGAAACCUUACAAAUGUAAAGACUGUGACAUUUCCUUUAUCAAUCUUACAAGUCUUACAAAACACCAGGGAGUUCAUACUGGAGAGAGACCUUACAGAUGUGAGGAAUGUGACAAUUCCUUUACCAGUUUCACAGUUCUUAAAAGACAUCAGAUAGUUCAUACUGGGGAGAAACCUUACAAAUGUAUGGAAUGUGAUAAGUCCUUUACUCAGGAGUCAAAUCUUAGAAGACACCAGAGGGUACAUACUGGAGAGAGACCUUACAGUUGUAAGGAAUGUGACAAAUCUUUUACUAGGUGCUCCUACCUCAGAGCACAUCAGAAAAUUCAUAAUGGAGAGAAACCAUACAAAUGCGAAGACUGACACAUCCUUUAUCCGGAAGACAUUAGAAAAUUCAUACUGGAGAGAAACAUACCAUUGUAAAUAAUGUGACAUAUCAUUUUGCAGUAUUCUCUGCUUACAAAUCAACAGUAUAGAAAAUUGAAACAUAAAGAUCACAAACUUGUGAGAGUCUGUAAUGAAGAUUUAAAUUUUAAAAAAUAUCCUAGAGUUUAUAUUAAAAUAUUGCAAAUGUAA